Xenia sp. Carnegie-2017 is the source of this 1416-nucleotide messenger RNA. Its product is annotated as 52 kDa repressor of the inhibitor of the protein kinase-like. The transcript has 2 exons. The record is from RefSeq and is a predicted model, not a curated record. Bases 1 to 1416 code for a protein of 471 amino acids. Lineage: Eukaryota; Metazoa; Cnidaria; Anthozoa; Malacalcyonacea; Xeniidae.
AUGAUCAUGGAUGCUGGUAUCAAGAAAGAAAUAGAACAGAAUAGGGAAAUACUAUCUCCAAUUAUUGAUUCUGUCAUUUUUUGUGGACGUCUAGAUUUACCUCUUCGUGGGCAUCGUGAUGAUUCCAAGUAUCACCCUACUGUUGGUUGUUAUUCAUCUGGAGGGGUUGGUAAUUUCAUUGAAACACUCAAUUAUGGAGUUAGGAGAGGGGAUAAAGUUUUAGAAAAUCAUUUAAAGAAUUAUGCAUCUGAUUCUUCACAUAAAGAACAAAUGUCUCUUGUUUUGCGCUUUGUUGAUACCGAUAUGAAUAUCAGGGAAGAAUUCAUUUCAUUUCUUUUUUGUAAGUGGGGACUAAGUGGUGCUCAACUUGCCAAGCUACUUUUAGAGGCUCUAAAGGAACUGACUUUAUCAAUAGAUGAUUGUAGGGGGCAAGGUUAUGAUGGGGCUGGUUCAGUUCCUGGUUGCACUAAUGGUCUAGCAGCUCAAAUUUUAAAGCUUAACCCAAAGGCUCUUUAUACACACUGCUAUAGUCAUAGGUUAAACUUAUCCAUUUGCGAUUCUUUGAGUAUACGAGUUGUCAAUGAUAUGUUGAAACAUGUUAACAAUGCCACUAAUUUUAUUAAAAUUUCCCAAACUCGCAAUAUUCCCUUUGAAAAACAUACACGUAAUUCAGAAACAAACUCGAAAAAGACUAGAUUAACAGACGUUUGCAAAACUAGAUGGGUAGAACGUAUCGAAGGUUUAGAUACAUUCCAAGAGCUUUUUGUACCUGUAUACACCACCCUUAACGAUAUGUCUGAAAAUGUAGAUGGUGAGUUCAAACCGUCGCUUCAGUCUGAUGCCUCAUCUUUGUUUCAACUUAUUGACAGGUUUGAUUUCGUCGUUGCUUUAGUUAUCACGAGAAAUAUUCUUGAUUCAACUCUUCCAGUAACACAGUUAUUACAGGGUAAGAGUAUCGAUAUAAUGGAUGGUAUUCAUUUAAUUUCAACUUUGAAAACUGAGGUGGUGAACAUGAGGAAUUCCUCUGAUUUUUAUCAUGACACCUGGUAUGACGAAGCGCUUGAACUGGCAGCAAAAGUUGGCAUUGAAGAAUGGAAACCAAGAACAGUGCGCAAACAAACGACCAGGGAAAAUAUUCCCCACACAACCAUUUCUGAGUAUCAUAAACGUGCAAUUACUCUUCCUCUACUAGAUCAUUUGCAAUCUUCUUUAGAAUCACGAUUUGACCUUGAGAGUGUGAAUGUCUAUAAAGGCCUUAGCAUUGUACCGACGAAAAUGAUGUCCAUGACAAGAGAUGGGGUGGAUUGGAAAGAGCCAUUCAAAACUGUGGCUAACUUGUGGCGAACAGAAUGCCAGAAAGAGAUACAAUCAAAUAUUACAGCCCCCCUGCAUUCAAACAGCUCUUCCCCCAGGUAG